AUGGGCUGCACAGGUUCAGGAUAUUACACGCUAGGUGCUAGUGCUGUUUCAGUUCUGUCUUCUGAUCGCAGCAUCAUUUCCUCCUUGGUUCUUCAUGUAGCCUAACGGCAAUAGCACGCAGUCUGUCAAAAGCGCAGACACGAAACUUUGCGUUGGCGGCGAACAAUGCUCUAAAAUGGGGAUCCUCGGGAGCGUACAUGUACAAAUAGAGGGAACACUCAAGGAUGCCUCGUUGCAUAAUCAAUAUCGGAUACCUGAGCGGUGAAUAGUGCUUAAUUUGAAUGAUAGGCAAACCGGCAUAGUGAAGUUCGCUAUUUUCUGGACCCAAUGGAGACGCCGUCCCCAAAUGUCAGGCGUCAUGCCUGGGUGCACAGCAGCUGGCUUACCCUGGAGGAGACGGAACAUCAGACCCCGUACCCAGCAACCACAGACCUGCACCUGUCCACCCAGGAGGAUGAUGUUUUUUUGGGAGUUUCCACAGGAUGUGCUACAGGAAAGAUUGAAACCUGGCUUCAAGGUUGUGGGCCAGCCACUGGACUAGAGGAGGCGAGAGCUGACCCUGCUCACUUAACUUUGGAGUCUUUACUGAAAACAUGUAACAGUUUUGAAGAUGACCUGAGUCUAGGAGCUGAGGCCACUGUGUUGCAUGAUGUGGCCAGACCAUCAGUGGGGUGCCGUCCUGUGCUCCUGCCCCCUCCAAAAUCACGUCAGAAAAAAUUUACCACGAGCACACCGCAGCAGAGGCUUAGUCUUCCACUCUUUAAUAUGGGCCAGAGCAUGGCCUCCAGCUGCCUGUCCUCCACCACCAGUAAAACGGCCUCAAGUAUCUCGGAGGUUCUUCAGAUGUGCACAGAGGAUGCGGAGGAAACGCUGUACCAGCUGGGCUUUGGCUGUGAUGAGCCCCAGGUCACGGCGCGGAUUCCUUCCCGUUUCUUCAACUUCCCCUCCCAACUGCGCGGCAUCAAUUUCCGCCUCUUCUUGGAGUCACAGCUCCGUCGGGUCAGUCAAGAGGACCCAAACCUGUCACUUGCUAGUCGUUUCAGGCAAGUGGAGGUGCUGACAGCGAUGGCCAAUGCCUUUUACUCCCUUUAUUCCCAUGUGUCCAGGACUCCCCUCCAGAAACUCGCGCCCCCCGAAUUCAGCUUUUCCCCUGCGGCUGAAAAGCGGAUCGGGGUGCGCUUCUUCGGCAGUGUCCGCAGCGAGCCUCGCUCACCCGUGGAGAGGCUCAAGGACACCGUUUCGAAAAUGUGCCUCUUUGCUGGCUCUCGUACCUCCGACUCCACAUCACCACACAACUCACCCAGGAAGCGGGGCAGUAUCCCCGAAAUACCGACCCAGUUGAUAAACACAGACACAAAGGCUCCAGGACACUCAGAACUUGAAGGGGGAAACUGUGCAGGGCUUGCAGAAAACAAUAUGGGACAUGUCACUAAAGUAAACCCUAAUAUAGAAAGAGGAGCAGGCAAGGGAUCAGAAAGGAGGACUUCUGAGGAUAUGACUCCUCAAACAGGUCUUGACAGCACUGAGCACUCAAGCACAUUGUUAUCAGGUUCAAGGAAGAUCUCUCAAGACUCGGUUAAUAACUGCAGGGUGAGGCUCACAUUUUCUGAUCCUGGCCAAAACCAGAGUGCUGUUGAUGACGCAAACAUUCCAGAAAAUUCCAAAAGGCCAGUAACCCUCAACCUCCAGUCGCAUGCCUUGUUUCAGGCUCCCAUGGCCCUUGUGCCUAAGGUGACUCAUGACAUUAUCUGCCCUCCGAUUGUAGAGGAGGUGCACCAAGCACCUUACUGCAGUCCACUGGACUUCAAAACCUCAGUGCCCCAUAAGUGCUUUGGAGGACAGCCAAUUUCAGACAUCUCCAUCACAACUUCACCCUCAGAACUGAACGAACAGACAGUUCAUUGCAACUUACAAGAAGGUGAACCCACAAAUAUCCCUAAAACCUGUUCUGAACGUCAUUCGGUGGAUGGCGAGCCGUCUGCACCAUCAUCUCAUCCCAGCAGGAGCAGUCAUGUGUCCCCAUGUCAGAUACUGGUGACAGGCUGGGAAGGUGAAGCCAUGCACGGGGACACAGCAGAAGAUCCUCCCUUCAGUGCCGUCUCUGCUCAAUCUCAGACACUGCUCUCAAACCGGAGGUACCUAAGCCCCCUCAAGGGUGCAGAGCAGGCUCGACUCAUCCACGAACCCAAGCACGCCAAUUCCUUUGAACUAGAAGAGGUUCACAGUGCUGGGGAAGAUGAUGUUGGACAAUCCGACCUCGGGACACGUGCCUCCUUAUCCCUCCCGGCUAUUGGUCAGAACAAUAGCUUGCCGAGGGGGGAGAGUUUCCAGUCAGACAGCAGUGGCUAUGCCGAGGAUGACUUGCACCUUCUGGCUUAGGAAUCCUCUCAACCAGAUUGUCCCUCUGUUUCAUGAAUGGGCCUGUGUGUACUGUAACAACACGUUACUAGCUUUUAAGUGUACUUCAAACCUUGACCUCUGCAGAGAAUUUACAUGUAAGCGUAAUUUAUUUGUAAAGUAUACAAAUUAGGCCACAAUGGGCAUUGUUUAUGCACUGUUUAUCAAGCAGAGGACUAGGAUACUGUAAUAUUUGCAUUGCCAUUGUCUUGACCUUUACAAGUAGAAGAGGAUCAGGAUGAUGAAUUUUUUGAUUGCUUAAACACAAAAAUGUGAAGAAACCCAGCUUGUGAAUUUUUAAACUCAAACCACUACACAGUUGUUUGUGAAACAUUAAACACACGUCCCUACUUUAGAUACAGAAAUCUAACAAAAUGCCACUUCUUUGCCAUUUCAAGAUACUGCCUUUCAGAACUCACCUUUCAGACCUAAGCACCGUCUUAAACAGAAAUGAAAGUAGCCAACAUUGCAGUGAGAGGAAGAAUUGGGAUGACAGGGGGUGCCCAUAGCAGUAGAUGGGUAGGGAGUAAUCGGAGUACCCAGAAGCCCAUAGCAGUAUGGGUAGUUAGUAAUCUGGGUACCCAGAAGCCCAUAGCAGUAUGGGUAGUUAGUAAUCUGGGUACCCAGAAGCUCGCAUGCUGAACCAACAGGUAGGGAGAGGAAAAUGAUUGUGGAGGUAGGUGCUGGAAGCACUUUCACUGUAGUACGUUCUCUUUAGAAUGUUCUGCUACGGUUUCAUUUGGCAAAGCAUCUGCAGCAUUCUGAUACUCUUGUCUAGGGUUGUGUUAAUGGUGUGUAGUGUUUUGAAACAAGUGGGCUUGGUUUUCAAAAUUGUGCUGAAACAAUCAAAACAAAAACCUGAAGACUUGCAAAGAGGCUGCUUUGUUUUCGCAUGGCCUUACAGUGUUGCGUAUGUGUAUGGCCGCUACUCUAUGGCCCAUACACGUGGCACGGGUGUAGUUACCUGCGGCAUCAUUUGAGAGAGUUCCAGUGUGCUGGUUUCCUGGCUAAGCUCUCAUUAACAAAUACAGGGUCCAUGGAAACCUGCAUGUUGCACUAAAUUAUGUGUAUAUAGUUUUCCAUUUGAGUGUGUGAUAUGUUUAAUAACGCAAUGGCUAGCCACAGUCCUGUGCUUGUGACGAUACUGUAGUGCACGCUAUCUGAACUCGAGAAACAGGGACAGUGACACUGCAGAUCCUUUGUGAUGUGAGCUGAGCCAGCUGAAUGCAUUCCCUCGACUGCAAAUUACCGUCAUCUUUCCUGCCUUUCAAAAAUGCUACUGAAAGUCCUUUGUGUUGUGUAUGAUGUGUUGAUUUAAAAAUAAAUUGCAUUAAUUUAUAUUACAGAGAACUUACUUGCAUCAAGCACACAUUAAAUCAAGAGAAGUGUAUUUAAAAGACUUUAUUAAAUUUAUUUUUUGAAAAUGUUGUAAAGCAGACAGGUGUUAGACUGCUAUAAUGUAUUACAGUAAAUAAAAUCCAACAAAACAUUA
Molecule: messenger RNA, 3889 nt
Organism: Alosa sapidissima (American shad)
Lineage: Eukaryota; Metazoa; Chordata; Actinopteri; Clupeiformes; Clupeidae
Gene: tespa1
Product: thymocyte expressed, positive selection associated 1
Exons: 12
Coding region: 328-2379 (683 amino acids)
Molecular function (GO): signaling receptor binding
Source: RefSeq, a predicted model, not a curated record